AUGAACAUAUUUUUAUCAUGGGCAUCUUCUCGUUCAACAAUGCUGAGAUUUAUUGCCCUUUCAUUAAGCUACACACUUUCAUUAUUUAUUUUUCAAAAAGGACUACUUGUAAAACGACAUGUUCUUCCAUUAAAAAGUUCUUGUUCAGACAUUGUUAGUGAAGAAAAUUGUUGGAUUAAACCAAAAUAUAACAAAAGUAUUCUUUUAAUUAUUGACGCUCUUCGAUUUGAUUUUAUUUUUCCUUAUGAAAAUUGUAUGGGAAGACACCAAUUAAAAGGAGAUGAAAAAUAUUAUCAUGGACAAAUGCCAAAAAUUGCCAGACUUCUUCGUGAACAACCUGGAAAUGCUCUUUUAUUUCCUUUUAUUUCGGACGCCCCAACAACAACAUUUCAAAGAAUUAAGGCUUUGGUUACUGGAAGUGUGCCUGCAUUUAUUGAAGCUGGAGACAAUUUUGAUGGAACAAAAAUUUCUGAAGACAACAUUUUGGAUCAGUUAUUGACUAGUGGGAAGAAUGCUACACUUUUGGGGGAUGAAACUUGGUUGCAGCUUUUACCAGACCGUUUUCAUAGACAUUUUGAAAAGCCAAGUUUUGAUAUUAUGGAUUUGGAUACUGUUGACGAUGCUGUUAUUGCCAACAUUUUCGACGAAAUUGACCGUUCUGAUUGGUCCUUAAUAAUUGCCCAUUGUCUAGGCGUUGACCACGCCGGUCAUCGUUAUGGACAAGCACAUGCAGAAAUGAGUAGAAAAUUGUUACAAAUGGACAAAUUGGUGGAGGAUUUAACAGAAAAAAUGGACGAAGAAACUAUUUUAUUUGUAUUUGGUGAUCAUGGAAUGACUUCAACUGGAGAUCAUGGAGGGGAUAGUUUAAAUGAAUUGAGUACUGCUUUGUUUGCAUAUACUCGUCCAAAAGGAAAUGAAUCAGAAAAACCUUUCUCGGCUGAAUUUGACUGUUCUGGCAAAUUUUGGUGUGGUGUUGACUCGGUUUCUCAGGUAGAUUUAGUCCCAACAUUGUCCUUACUACUUGAUUUACCAAUUCCAUAUCCAAAUAUUGGCCAAAUAAUUAAACCUAUUUUUGGAAAUGAUUCUUCUAAUUUAUUUCAACAAAUGAAGUUAAAUGCUUUUCAAAUGUUUCGAUAUGCACGUGAAUACGCUAAACAGCAAAUUGAUUUGAGGGAUGAUCUAUCAAAAAUUUCUCGUUUAUAUGAAAGUACAAUAAAUACAGACGAUUUGACUCAAACAAUAAAAAAUUUGAGCAAUUUAAUUCGUUCUUCAUUAGACCAAUUUUAUUUUGAAUUGUGCCUUGUUGGGAUUUUUUCUUUGGUGGAUUCUCUAGCCUUUAAUUGUUUUUUAAUUUUUAAUGCAAAAAAUACAACGCCUUUCUUUCUUUGGAUUUUUCGUUCUGCAAUGCUUUUAUUACAGCUCAGUCUAAUUUUUGCAGAAAAACCCGGUAAUGAUCAAUUAAUAUAUACAACUACAAGUUUAUUUGUUUCUCUAUGUUAUUUUCUACUUGUAUUUUUAUUUGGCACUUCAAUUAAAAUUAAAUUUAAAUAUUUUAUUUCUUUUUUAUUUUCCAAUUUUCAAUUUUUUGGACAACUAUUUUUGGGUUUUCUUGCAUUUUCAAAUAGUUUUAUUAUUUAUGAAUCUGAUGUUUUACAAUUUUCUAUUCAAUCUUUGAUUUUAAUUGCUUUAAUUAAACAAUUAAAUAUUCACAGGUCAAUUUAA
Molecule: messenger RNA, 1722 nt
Organism: Meloidogyne enterolobii
Lineage: Eukaryota; Metazoa; Nematoda; Chromadorea; Rhabditida; Meloidogynidae
Source: the annotation of a GenBank genome assembly